AUGGUUAUAGUUAGUUUGGAAAUAAAGAACUUCAAAUCAUACAAGGGAUUGCAUUUGGUUGGUCCAUUCAAACAGUUCUCUUGUAUUAUAGGUCCCAAUGGCAGUGGCAAGUCCAAUCUGAUGGAGGCCAUCAUCUUUGUACUCGGUUACAAAUCAUCACAGAUAAGAGGCAACAAUCUAAAUGAACUCGUAUUCAAACAGAUCGUUACAAACAGUGUCGCUGAAGCAUUGGCAGAAGCUAGUUUAUCAGAGUGUGUCGCUGAAGCAUUGGCACAAGAUGGUUCACCAGAUUCAUCUCCACAACAACAUGUGGAGAAGAUGGAGUCAUUCGUAAAGAUGCAUUAUCAUCAUAAACCAACAGGCAAAGACUAUGUGUUUAUGAGAAAGAUUGAGUCAAAGGAGAAGGACUCAACAUCGCAUUACUACGUGGACGAUAAACAUUUGAAAUAUGAAGAGUACGAGUCAAAGUUGGCCGAGCUGGACGUGCACGUGGCCUGCAAGAACUUCUUUGUGUUCCAGGGCGAUGUGAUCAGUCUGGCAUCGCAGAACCCCAAGCAGAUCACGGCGCUGGUAGAGACCGUGUCAGGUUCGGGCGCGCUCAAGUCCGAGUACGACCGUCUGUUCCAAGAGAAGACGGCAGCUGAGGACGCCGUCAUGCUGACCUACUCCAAGAAGAAGGCGAUCAGUCAGGAGAAGCAACAGAUCAACGCACAGCUGGCAGAGGCACGAGAGUUUAGAGAGUACAUGUCAAAGCGCGAGGACCUGCGCGUCAAGUCUAUCCUGCUGACGCUGCGGUAUCGCCUGGGCCAGAUCACGCAGCUCUCUGACCAGCUGGGCUCCAAAGAGGUGGAGCUGACCACGCUGCGCAGGGAGGGCGAGCGCUUUGAAAACGAACAGAAGGCCUCCAGCAAGAAACAGGCCGAGACACACAAGGAGCUGCUGAAGCUCGAGGACGAGAUGGACUUGCUGAAGAGGUCGCGCGACAAGGGCCGUCCCAGCGCUCUCAAGGCCAGUGAGGAAGUCAAGCAGCUCAACGACAAGAUCAACAAGACGACACACUUUAUCGAGCGCGCCGAGAAGAACUUUGCCGCGCAGCAAGCGACCAUCGAGCAGCUGCGCAAAGACCUGGCGGAUCUUGAGCGCCAACAGACAGACGUGGAGAGCGCCGAGGUGGAGAAGUCGAUCGAGCUGGACAAGGACCAGAUCGAGCAGUACAACAAGAUCAAGCUACAGGCCGGCAAGGAGACAGCCGAUAUGCGACGCCAACUUGACCAGCUUACGCGCCAACAGAACGUCGAGACCGAGUCGCUGAUGACCCUGUCCUCCAAACUGGAGGACCUCAAGAAGAUGCGCGUGCAGUUUGAGCAGACCAACGAGAAGCUCAUCCAGAAGAGAGACAUCGCCGAGCAGCACGUCAAGGAGGCUGACGAGCGUCUGGUCGUGUUGCGCGACGCACUCAAUCAAAUGACCACCUCAAACGCACAGAUGUUGUCCAAGCAGAGUACACUCACCAGCGAGCUGGACCGCAUCCAGUUCAUUCUUUCCGAGCACAAGACCGAGCAGACCGAGAAGGAGAGGGACCGUCGUCUCAACUCUGUGAUCAGCACGCUAAAGAACCUAUAUCCAGAUGUGCGUGGCAAGGUGUCUGACAUGUGUGAGCAGACCCAGCGCAAGUACUCGACGGCGUUGGCCGUCGCCAUGGGCAAGCUGCAGGACGCCAUCAUUGUGGACACUCAAAAGACGGCCUACGCCUGCGUUGAGUACAUGAAGGAGCAACUGUACGGCACGGCCACCUUCCUCCCACUCGACCGUCUGAACCCCAAGGCACUGAAUCCCAAGCUGCGCACACUGGGCGGAACGUCCAAGUUGUUGAUCGAUUGCCUCAAGUUUGACAAGGUUAUCGAGCCCGCGAUCAGAUACGUCGUUGGCAACACCUUGGUCUGCGACUCGUUGCCCGAGGCCAAGAAGCUGGCAUUUGGCGACGCCAACAAUCGCCAAAAGGUCGUCACAAUCCAGGGCAUCAAAAUCACCAAGACCGGUCUGAUGAGUGGUGGACUGAUGGGCGUCAAGUCCAAGACCAAGUUUGACGCGAGCCGACUCGACGACCUCAAGAAGCAGCGCGACGCCAUUAUCCAGGAGCUGUCGGGAAUGGAGGCCAAGCAGGUGAGCAUGUCGGACAUCCAACAAAUGAACAACCAGAUCAAUGAGCUGAGGCUCUCGGCCAGCACCAACAGCAUCACACUGGUGCCCAUCCGCGAUCGUAUCGCCAAGAACACCGCCGAGGUUGCGUUGAUCGACAAGGAGCAGGCGCCCAUCACGCCAGAGAUCCAACGCAUCACAGAGUCGAUCGCCGAGCGUCGAGUCACAAUCGAUUCGCUGCAGAAUGACAUUAGCGCCGUGGAGGAGGACAUGUUCCAGGAGUUUAGUCAAUCACUGGGCAUCAAGAGCAUUAGAGAGUUUGAAGAGGAUCGACUCAAGAAGAUACAACAGCAGUCAAGCGAGAGGAUGGCACUGUCCCACAAGAUUGACAGAGUCAGGAAUCAGAUGGAGUACGAGAGUAGCAGGAACCUGGAGAGUGAGAUCAACACACUUCGAUCAGAGUUGGAGGCCAAUCAAGAGGCACUAGAUAGAGAAGUUGGCUUGCAAAAGGGAUGCGUUGAGCAAGACAAUGAGAUUGAACAAAAGUUGGAGGAUGUUGGUGACAAGAUAAAGAAGCACAAAGAGACAUUGUUCACAAUGAACACGGCGAUUAAAGAUGCCAAGAAGAAGGUGUCGGAGAAUGGAUUCAAGAGAGCACAAAUGGAGAAUCAGAUAUUGAUUGGAUUGAAUGAUUUGGCAAAGAUCAAGAAGGACUUCCACAACACAUUGUUGGAGGCAAAGACUGAGAACAUGAGGAUACCACUUAGAGGUGAGGACGAGGAGAUGGCAGAGCCAGAGGAGUCGGAGAAGGGCGUGCCUGGUUCACAAAAGAAGACACCAUCUUCUGGAAAGACUGGCAAGAGGACUGGUGGCAAGGAUGAGAGGAAGAAGAAGUCGUCGUCAUCGAGAAAAAGGAAGACCAGGGACGAAGGCGACAAGUCUGCUGGUGAAGGCGAGGGAGAGGAAGAGAGCGAGGCAGGCAAGACAGACGACGACAUCUUUCACGACUCGGACGAAGAGGAGCUUGACUCGGACGAAGAGAAGGACGAGGCUGAGGAGGAAAACCCAUUCCUGGACUUGGUAGAGAUGGCCAGCGAAGAGAUGACCGAAGCUGAGCUGGACGCGCUCUACGAAGCUCACAUCAGCAUUCCCUUUGACUUUAAGCUCAUUGCAGCCGUGUCGGUCACGUCGGAGGACAGACUGCAGCACCAGCUGAAGGAGUACUCACACGACCUGCACAAGAUCAAGACCGCCAUGGAGACGUACAACCCCAACCUCAAGGCCUACGAGCACUUCCGAACAAUCUCAACCAAGCUGCGAGAGACCAUCAAGGAGCUGGACGAGCGACGAAACGCCGCCCGUGAGGUGGGCCAGAAGUUUGCCCAAGUGAGGAAGGAGAGGACGCACCUCUUCAACCGCGCCUUUGAUAGCAUAUCAAAGAAGAUCAACAAGAUCUACGGUGACCUGACACGCGAUCUCUAUCCCCCCUACCUGCGAGGCUCGGCCGAUCUGGCCGUCGAGGACACGUCCUACCCAUUCAACGGAGGCAUCAAGUACACGGCCAUCCCUCCCAACAAGCGUUUCCAAGAGAUGGAGAUGUUGUCUGGAGGCGAGAAGUCGAUCGCCGCGCUGGCACUCCUCUUUGCCGUUCAUCAGUACAAGCCAACGCCAUUCUUUGUGCUGGACGAGGUGGACGCAGCGUUUGACAACAUCAACGUGCUCAAACUGGUGCGCUACGUACGAAGCAAGGCCGCCAAGAAGAAGACGCAGUUUGUCGUCAUCUCGCUCAAGGAGAUCUUCUUCCAGAACAGUGACGCUCUGGUUGGUGUGUGUCGCGAGCUCGACUCAACGUCCAAGGUGCUCACCUGUAGUCUGGAGCAUCUGCCCAUCAAGGAAGUGGAGCUACUGUCACUGGACGAACAGAGGAAGGUGGACAAGCGUGUCCUCUCUGUCAGGAAGCAGAGGCGUGAGGGUAUGAUUCCAGAGUACAACCUGACCAGUGCCACUGAGACCAGUGCCAGCGAGAGCGAGGUGAACACCGACUAG
Molecule: messenger RNA, 4185 nt
Organism: Acytostelium subglobosum LB1
Lineage: Eukaryota; Evosea; Eumycetozoa; Acytosteliales; Acytosteliaceae
Exons: 3
Coding region: 1-4185 (1394 amino acids)
Biological process (GO): sister chromatid cohesion
Cellular component (GO): nucleus; chromosome; cohesin complex
Molecular function (GO): ATP hydrolysis activity; ATP binding; DNA binding
Source: RefSeq, a predicted model, not a curated record